UAUCCUGAGAACGUAAAUACCUAAGAUAUGAGAAUCUCAAUCUCUAUCAGGCCUUCAUCUGGUAUUCCGAAUAUAUACAGUUAUUUGUGAUACUAUUUAAGUAGAAAUGCUAAUUGUUGCCUCUCCAAAUAUAUUACAUUAGAAUCGAUUUGCAUAUCAAUAAACUAUUGUAAACAUACCCACGUCACCGUUGGUGAAGUAGCUUUAAGUCUGUUCGGUGGUGGGACACAUGUCAAUAAAUUGAUUGUUAAGCAUGUUUUGAGUUAGGUGCAAACAAACUUUCGGAGCAUCCGCAAAAUGAAAGAAAUAACUUUGUUCCCAAAGAAACGUGGUUACAAAAUCAGUAUUUUCUUGGUGGUCGAGCGAAGCAGGUCGAUAUAGUUCUACAAUGGCUGCGUCUCCUGGAAGUAUGUACCAAAAACAAGUUCUUAAAAAACGGCCAACGUCCUACCUACAGUCAUCUUUAGGAUCUUUGUCCAAAUCAGACCGAUAUAAAGAGAGAGAUAUCCCUUUAAAUUCAAAUCCGCCAGGCAGCCCGGAGAUACAGCGAUCAAACAUCAGCUUAAGGAAGUUCAGUCAAAUAAGUGCGCAUUCUGAUGCUUCAGAGGCUGAUGAAAACCACGCCGAUACUAACGGUAACUCAACCAAACAAACAGGGACGCCAAAAAAUGCCAUUCGGGCAAAACAUCACCAGAAAGCAGGCAAAGGUAACAAAAUACAGAAACUGCAUCAUGCAGCUUUGUCUGGAAACGAGGCAGAAGUGCAAAAAUUGCUUGGAAAAGGAGUUGACAUAAAUGCUCCGGAUUCAGUUGGCAAAACCCCGUUGCAUAAUGCCAUUCUUGGGAAACAUUUCAACAUCGUAGACCUGCUGUUGAAAUCAGGAGCUGAUGUCAAGUGUCUUGAUGAGCGGGGAGACACGCCUCUCCACGCUGCUGUCAGAGUUGAUAGCGAGGCAAUUGUUGUGCUAUUGUUAAAAGACGGUAAAACCAACACUAAUGCGAAAGGAUUCGGGUCUUACACACCUCUUCACAUUGCUGCUCAAAUGGACUGCGUCGACAUUUGCAAGCGAUUGGUUGAGCACGAAGGCGACAUCGCUCAAGCAGCUGAAGACAAAAUGACUCCCUUCGGUUUCGCAAUAGCUAAGGGAGCACAGGCUGUGUCUGAAUAUUUUGCUGGAAUUGGGCGCCGAAGCUGACCCCAGAGACAUUGAAGGCCAAACUCCUCUUUUCUUAGCCGCUUCAGUGGGUGGAACAGAGACUGUUCAGCUCCUUAUGGAUCGGGGAGCCGAUAUAACACUCAAAGAUAUGGAGCUACGCUCGGCUCUGCAUGUAGCUAUUGGGAACACAAGUACCAUGGAUGUCUUAAUGAAGAGUCCCUCAUCCAAGUCAUUAGUGGUUGACAAAGAUGCGACUGGAUAUACUCCGGUACAUUAUGCAGCACGAGCUGGAUGUCUUGAGCACAUCAUACUCUUCAUCAGCAAGAACAAAGCUGCUGAACAAGUCACAUCAGAUUCACUGGAUACGCCUCUCCAUAUCGUCUCCCGGUAUGGCUGGCUGGAGAUUGCUCAAAGGCUACUGAAAAAAAGAAAUGUGAGAAUCAUAAAUGUACAGAAUAACCAAGGAAAAACACCCCUGCAUUUGGCGUGUCACGAGGGCCAUGAAAAAAUAGCUAAACUUCUCUUGAUGGAAGGUGCAACAAUUGAAAGGGAUCAUCAUGACCGAACACCACUUCACCUGGCAGCAACAAAGGGCUCAGAGGAGUGCGUCGAGUACAUACUGGAAACGCACCCAGGAAGUUUAAACGCCAUUGACAAAUAUCAGAACACGGCUCUCAAUCUGGCAGCGACCGCUGGCCAUGCGUCACUAGUAACUUACCUGCUCUCUGUUAAAGAACAAGAGAUCCUGUUAAACUCGCAAAAUCAAAACGUUCUUGACCUUGCCAUCUCGAACGACAAAGAAGCGGUUGCUAUGGCAAUCAUUGAACAUCCCAGAUGGAAGGAGGUAAUGGAUUCAGCUGUGGGAGGAGGAGUGUCUCAGAUUCAGACUUUGGUAGAGAAGAUGCCGGAGGUGGCAGAACGUGUUCUUGAUCAAUGUGUCGACCAAGAGGGUGACCCGAGCAGUAAAGAUUUCAAAGUAACAUAUGAUCUGCGGCUGAUUCAAGGAAAGCAAAACAGUUUGACAAGUUCGUUAGAGCAUUCAUUAGAUGCCCUAAAGACUAUGGCAGAAAGACGGCGAGAGAAUUGCUUGACUCAUCCAGUAUGCUAUGUGCUUAUGAACAUCAAAUGGAAGAAAUUUGGUUGGAUCACAUUCAUCGUAAAUCUGUCUUUGUACCUGGCCUUUCUUUUGCCAUUUACUGCACUCGCAGUUUAUCUCAAGGCCAACAGCCUUGAAUUGUGUGGCUAUAAAUUUGAAAAUAUGACAAAACAUCGCACAGGCUACUACGAACAUACUUGGGACUGGCACGAUGACGACAGCAUCACAUGCAAUGGUUCUCAAAAGACUGUUGUGGUUCUCCAUUAUGUUGUGAUCGUGUUCGCCCUCAUUCAUCUCACAAAGGAAAUUGUGCAAAUCAUGAGACAGCGCCUUAAGUAUUGGACUGCCAUCACAAACUACAUCGAGUGGGUGAUUUACGUGUCUGCACUUGUUUUCGUGUUUCCGAUCUGCGCCUGCAAAGCACAUUAUAAAUCUGAGGCAGCGGCAUUCUCCUUGUUUUUUGCUUGGCUCAAUCUUGUUCUUUACUUCAGAAGGUUGUCGUACUAUGGAAAGUAUGUAAUCAUGCUGCUCACGAUGUUUAAAACACUUUUCCAGGUCUUGCUUCUUUUCUUUCUGUUUGUGGUAGCUUUUGGGACAACGUUUUACCUGCUCAUGUAUAACAAGUCUAACUUUGACACAUUGGAAUACGCUUUGAUGAAAACCUUUGCGAUGACUUUGGGAGAGUUGAACUACGAAUCAGACUUCAUACCCGACAUAAAACUGCAUUAUCCUCUGGCUUCUAAUGUCAUGUUCGUGUUUUUCUCCCUGGCGAUGCCCAUCAUACUCAUGAACAUGCUGAUCGGUUUAGCUGUUGGGGAUAUUGACAAGAUUCAACAAAAGUCUGUUAUGGAUCGUUAUGUGAUGCAGGUUGAAUUGCUUCUGGAGCUCGAGGAAUCUCUCCCACAAUGGAUUUUAAAACGCAUGCAGAUCGAUAAAUAUGAAGAGUUUCCAAACAGAAAAUCCAAGCUACAAACCAGACUUUACGAGAAGAUCAUUGGAUUUGGAAAAGCAGAAAGUAAAGGAGAGGACGACGGCGUUCCUCCAGCCAUGGCGCAGAUUAUUGACAGGGUGAUGGAGCAAGACGCAAAGUAAAAAAAAUUCAUUUCGAAAAUAUACAAAUCAAACAUCUGACAAGCUUAUUCCCGCUGUCUCCAAGCUAUUUUUAAGUACUGAUGGGCGAAUUUAGCUCUAAGAAGACCACCUUUUUACUUAAUUUGAGACUUCAGAACUCGUUAAAGCUGAUGAAAAUGUAUAUGGUUGCCGUAGCACUACUAUUAUCUGGUUUCUGAUUGAGCAACUAACUUACUCCUUCAUUACAUCCAUUCUGAAAUAACUUUGGCUCCUUGCAAUCUGAUUGGCACUCAGCAAUGCAAUUUGCAUAUGUAAUCAUAUGAUUUCGGGUGCAAUUUGGGAGUAACACGGGUAAGUUUUUCAAAGGCCAAUCAUACUGUAGUGUUUGAAAAUUCAUGUGUCGAUUUGUCCCAAAUUGUACGAGAAAAAUGAAGUGAUUACUUGUCUAUAAUAAACAAGAAAAAAUGUGACUUCGUUUUCCUCGUUUCGUCUUACGGCUCACUGGUUCGGCCGCUUGCCUUUGGUUUGUUGCCGGAGAAGUUGAGCUUUUCCCUCAAGAGCUUCCUUCUAGAUUUUAAACUCUUCAUUACAAAUAAUCGAGUGUUUAAACACUUUCUAUGCUUGGUAUCGGUGAAAAAGCUGUAACAUUCACACGGAGGCUAUAAAGCUCGCAGUCUUCCACGUCUUUCUUAUGAACUGCUGCGUAAAACCCCUCAAGAAUUUUAAUCUGACCCUCCGCUUCGUCCGUUCCAAUACUUUUGUCAUAGCCCAACACUUCCAAACUUUUAGUCACUCGCUUAUGUUUUGUUGGGUGUUUCUUGUUCUUAGCAUUCUCCCUAAAACUCUGAAAGGUUGUUACUUUCUCCUCUUCUUUCUGCCAUUUUAUUUUGUUAUGCAUUCACAACUUCCUGUCGAACAAUUUAAUUUUAACUUUCUGCAAUCAAUUUCAAUCUUUACUGUUUGGGAUUAAUUGACGUGUUCUUAGCCAAUGAGCAUACUGAAGUUGUGCAUGCACAUUAUUAAACUCACGAAUCGCGCAUUUUUUUGCAUAUUUUCCCAACUACUAAGAAAGCAACAAUAAAAC
This is a messenger RNA of Pocillopora damicornis (cauliflower coral), 4407 nucleotides long. Its product is annotated as transient receptor potential cation channel subfamily A member 1. Gene Ontology annotation, molecular function: protein binding; monoatomic ion channel activity. Gene Ontology annotation, biological process: monoatomic ion transmembrane transport. The record is from RefSeq and is a predicted model, not a curated record. Gene Ontology annotation, cellular component: membrane; transmembrane transporter complex. NCBI's taxonomy places the organism in Eukaryota, Metazoa, Cnidaria, Anthozoa, Scleractinia, Pocilloporidae.